This is a messenger RNA of Chelonia mydas (Green sea turtle), 6014 nucleotides long. RefSeq names its product transmembrane 9 superfamily member 4 (gene TM9SF4). Lineage: Eukaryota; Metazoa; Chordata; Testudines; Cheloniidae. Gene Ontology annotation, cellular component: membrane. Bases 2038 to 3969 code for a protein of 643 amino acids. The record is from RefSeq and is a predicted model, not a curated record. The transcript is spliced from 18 exons. Gene Ontology annotation, biological process: protein localization to membrane.
UUCUUUUAACAUUGUAUAUGUGGAGCAGGUCCUCAAGGAAUCCAUUCUGAAGCACUUAGAGGAGAGGAAAGUGAUCAGGAACAGUCAGCAUGGAUUCACCAAGGGCAAGUCAUGCCUCACUAAUCUAAUUGCCUUCUAUGACGAGAUAACUGGUUCUGUGGAUGACGGGAAAGCAGUGGACAUGUUAUUCCUUGACUUUAGCAAAGCUUUUGACACUGUCUCCCACAGUAUUCUUGCCAGAAAGUUAAAGUAGUAUGGGCUGGAUGAAUGGACUAUAAGGUGGCUAGAAAGCUGGCUAGAUUGUCGGGCUCAACGGGUAGUGAUCAAUGGCUCCAUGUCUAGUUGGCAGCCAGUAUCAAGCGGAGUGCCCCAAGGGUCGGUCCUGGGGCCGGUUUUGUUCAAUAUCUUCAUAAAUGAUCUGGAGGAUGGUGUGGAUUGCACCCUCAGCAAGUUUGCAGAUGACACUAAACUGGGAAGAGAGGUAGAUACGCCGGAGGGUAGGGAUAGGAUACAGAGGUACACAGACAAAUUAAAGGAUUAGGCCAAAAGAAAUCUGAUGAGUUUCAACAAGGACAAGUGCAGAGUCCUGCACUUAGGACGGAAGAAUCCCAUGCACCGCCACAGACUAGGGACUGAAUGGCUAGGCAGCAGUUCUGCAGAAAAGGACCGAGGGCUUACAGUGGAUGAGAAGCUGGAUAUGAGUCAACAGUGUGCCCUUGUUGCCAAGAAGGCCAAUGGCAUUUUGGGAUGUAUAAGUAGGGGCAUUGCCAGCAGAUCGAGGGACGUGAUUGUUCCCCUCUAUUCGACAUUGGUGAGGCCUCAUCUGGAAUACUGUGUCCAGUUUUGGGCCCCACACUACAAGAAAGAUGUGAAAAAAUUGGAAAACGUCCAGCAGAGGGCAACAAAAAUGAUUAGGGGACUGGAACACAUGACUUAUGAGGAGAGGCUGAGGGAAUUGGGAUUAUUUUGUCUGCGGAAGAGAAGAAUGAGGGGGGAUUUGAUAGCUGCUUUCAACUACCUGAAAGGGGGUUCCAAAGAGGAUGGCUCUAGACUGUUCUCAGUGGUAGCAGAUGACAGAACAAGGAGUAAUGGUCUCAAGUUGCAGUGGGGGAGGUUUAGGUUGGAUACUAGGAAAAACUUUUUCACGAGGAGGGUGGUGAAGCAGUGGAAUGGGUUUCCUAGGGAGGUGGUGGAAUCUCCUUCCUAGAUGUUUUUAAGGUCAGGCUUAACAAAGCCCAGCCUGGGAUGAUUUAGUUGGAGAUUGGUCCUGCUUUGAGCAGGGGGUUGGACUAAAUGGCCUCCAGAGGUCCCUUCCAACCCUACUAUUCAAUGAAAGAAGGCCUGGUAUUACCUGUUUCUAGCUACUGGUACGUACCCUGUCCUCCCUUGGCUAAUAGAGGGAGAGACCUCAGGUUUCAGGGCAGGGUCUCUUCCUUCUCGGAUUUACCCCAACAGAGGUAUCCAGUAUUGCCGAUGCCCACUGGUGCGGCUACCACCUCUCUGUCCAGCUGGGGGCCCAUCAACCAGCGUAACAACGGGGACAGAUUGCCAUCAUUACGCUCCAGGGUUAACCACACAGGGCCGCGAACGGGAAUAUGUCACACUGGGCUCCCUGUACCCUCUGCUGCCCUCAGUAAAGAUGGCGCCGAGUGUUACACACCCGCCCGCCGGGCCUGAGGCUGAGCCCUGCUGCCCUCAGUAAAGAUGGCGCCGAGUGUUACACACCCGCCCGCCGGGCCUGAGGCUGAGUCCUGCUGCCCUCAGUAAAGAUGGCGCCGCAGGCAGUCCUGUCCCCGGAGCUGGGCCCGCUGUCGGUAGCUAGGGCAUGGGGCGAGGGAGCGUAGCCCCGCGGAGGCAGUGCCUAUGCUCGGCCGGGGACCGGCCUCGGUCUUUCUUCGCUCCGCCUGGAGGGCCCGGCCCAGAUCCCAGCUGCCCGGAACCGGCUUCCUCCGCCCGUCGCCGUCUCCAUGGUGAUAAACUUCCCCAACCAACCACGAACUACUUCCGCUUACGUCUGUCCCGACACGUGGAUCCAAGAUGGCGGCAUCGGGGGCCACGGAAAGGCCGAUGUGUUUGCUGAUGCUGCUUGCACUCUUUCAUGAGACAAGCUCCUUCUAUGUACCAGGUGUAGCACCAAUCAACUUCCACCAGAAGGAUCCCGUAGAAAUCAAGGCUGUGAAGCUCACCAGUUCACGAACCCAGCUGCCAUAUGAGUACUAUUCAUUGCCUUUCUGCCAACCCAACAAGAUAACGUACAAGGCUGAGAAUCUGGGUGAGGUUCUGCGGGGGGACCGGAUAGUAAACACGCCAUUCCAGGUCUUCAUGAACAUAGAGAAGAAAUGUGAGGUUCUGUGCAACUUUCCCAACAAGCCAGUCACCCUGACAGUGGAACAGAGCAAGCUGAUUGCAGAGCGUAUCCGGGAGGAUUACUAUAUCCAUCUUAUUGCUGAUAACUUGCCUGUGGCCACACGGCUGGAGUUCUAUUCGAAUCGUGAGGAGGAGGAGAAGAAGGAAAAAGACGUGCAGUUUGAGCAUGGAUACAGGCUUGGUUUCAUGGACAGUAAUAAGUUCUACCUGCACAACCACCUCUCCUUCAUCCUUUACUACCACAGAGAGGAGGUGGAGGAGAAUCAGGAGCCCACCUACAGGGUUGUGCGGUUUGAAGUGAUUCCCCAGAGCAUUAAACUUGAAGAUCUGAAGGCAGAUGAGAAGGGCACUUGUAUACUGCCUGAAGCUGCAGGCUCAGCCCCUCAGGAGAUAGAUCCCACUAAGAAGAACCAGCUGCUCUUCACCUAUUCUGUCCACUGGGAGGAGAGUGACAUUAAAUGGGCUUCUCGCUGGGACACCUACCUGACCAUGAGUGAUGUGCAGAUCCACUGGUUUUCCAUCAUUAAUUCAGUCGUGGUUGUCUUUUUCCUUUCAGGUAUUCUCAGCAUGAUCAUUAUCCGCACUCUCAGGAAGGACAUUGCCAACUACAACAAGGAAGAUGACAUUGAAGAUACAAUGGAGGAAUCUGGUUGGAAACUUGUGCAUGGAGAUGUCUUCAGGCCUCCACAAUAUCCCAUGAUUCUCAGCUCGCUACUGGGCUCUGGAAUUCAACUCUUUUGCAUGAUCCUGAUAGUUAUCUUUGUUGCCAUGCUGGGGAUGCUGUCACCUUCUAGCCGGGGCGCCCUGAUGACUACAGCCUGCUUUCUCUUCAUGUUCAUGGGGGUUUUUGGUGGGUUCUCCGCUGGCCGUCUUUAUCGGACGCUGAAAGGCCACAGAUGGAAGAAAGGGGCCUUCUGUACGGCAACCCUGUACCCUGGUGUAGUCUUCGGUAUCUGCUUUGUCCUGAACUGUUUCAUAUGGGGGAAGCACUCCUCUGGAGCGGUUCCUUUCCCCACCAUGCUGGCCCUGCUCUGCAUGUGGUUCGGUAUCUCCUUGCCCUUGGUCUACCUGGGAUACUAUUUUGGAUUUCGCAAACAGCCAUAUGAUAAUCCUGUGCGGACCAAUCAGAUUCCAAGGCAGAUCCCGGAGCAGAGGUGGUACAUGAACAGAUUCGUUGGGAUUCUUAUGGCUGGCAUUCUCCCUUUUGGAGCCAUGUUCAUUGAACUGUUCUUCAUCUUCAGUGCGAUCUGGGAGAACCAGUUCUAUUACCUCUUUGGCUUUCUCUUCCUGGUUUUUAUAAUCCUGGUGGUAUCCUGCUCCCAAAUCAGCAUUGUCAUGGUAUAUUUCCAGCUCUGUGCUGAGGAUUAUCGCUGGUGGUGGAGGACCUUCUUGGUGUCUGGAGGAUCUGCCUUCUAUGUACUGAUUUAUGCCAUCUUUUACUUCGUGAAUAAGCUGGAUAUCGUUGAGUUCAUUCCCUCCUUACUCUAUUUUGGCUACACUGCUCUCAUGGUCCUGUCUUUCUGGCUCCUCACUGGCACCAUUGGCUUCUACGCAGCCUACAUGUUUGUCCGUAAGAUCUAUGCUGCGGUGAAAAUAGACUGAAGAUGCACAGACUCAGCACAAAGCAGACACCUCUGUGUGCAUUUCCUCCUGGAAAGGAAGAGGGGGAUCCUUUCCCAGUUCUUUUAAGCAAACAAAACCCAAUGGGGGAGUGACAAGAGAAAUAAAUAACUCCUACUCAUUUUGGAAUGUAACUUUUGGCACAGCGUACAUGGAUUCUGGGGCUACUUCUGGGGGGAGGGGUGUGUAGAUACCUUGCAUUUUAACUUUAUUAUUUUAUUCCAGUUUUGAGGGAUUUUUAGCAGAAAAAUACCCCUCUAUGUAAGUAAGCCCCUUUUUUGCUCAUUCAUUCUUUUGUUUGUUGAAUAACGAAUGGAUUUGAGACAGCAAUGGAAACAUUUGUGAAACUUUUUUUUUCAGCCCUUAUGGCACUUGGGUUCAGGGAGAGUCUUCAGACCAAUAACACACAGGGUUUGUCUCCUGCUUUGGUUCUGCUUGGAAGAGGUGGAGGGUGCUUCAGUCCAUGGUGAGCUAGGAGGAUCUCAAAGGCUUCCCCUGCAUGAUUGCGUCUGGCAUGCUUUGACUACAGUGAUUUCAGUUCCAACUGGUUUACAGUUCCAUGGAGGUGCCAUUCAGAAUCCGGCAAGUGCAAUUUCACUCUGAGAGGGCUUGAGAACCGUAACCCUCUGCAUCAUUUCUCCCUCCCCCUACUUUUGGACAGCGUAUAACAUCCCAGAUGCAUAAACUGGAGGGGCUCAGAGGAGGGCAGGAGUGCUUCUCUUCUGGAAUAGCUGAGUCACCUUUCCUGGCAGCAUGAAGAAGCAGAACAUGGGAGUUAUACCAGAGCAGCGUAAAUACUUGUUGAUUCUAGAGCACAAGGCCCCGUACCCUGGAGAACAUUUAUGAGAUUGCCACAUGGUUUUGUUCCAUUAAUUUCUUUGGCCAUCUAAGGAAAUGGGACAGCCCUACUAAUUAGGAGAGGCCUCUGAGGUUAGAUAAAGCCCUAUGUAGCGAAACUCAUUACUGUGUUGCUUUAGUGCCAAGAAAUCUCUGCUUCAUUUUGGGGACAUGUCUACUACAAAGUGCAUAAUGGCCAGGGGGAGAUGGAGUGAGUGGUUCCUGAGGAUUUCCUCCCACUUCUGUUUCUUAAAGGGGAGGUAUACAUCCCACUUAUUCUGUCUCUUGGCUGGUCCUGCUCUCCAUUCCUGUCUCCUGUUCUCAGACACUGCCUCCUGGGAGCAGGGAAGAUUCACACCUCAGUAACCUGUAUUCCGCUCUUCGCUACCAAAUGUGAUGAGCCCUCAGGAAUAGCCCAGGAGUGCUACCUUAUAGGGGAUUCCUCCUUUCCCAUAUCUGGAUGCCUGGCUCUGGCCAUGGGAGGCGCUUUUAAAAAUACAUUUGAAUUUUUAUUUGACUCAUUUAAAACAAAACUAUGGCCGCUGGCAAAUCUAGGCCCAAAUUGUAGUGAAGCCUUUCUCCAUCCCCAGAUCUAUGGGGUGACUUUAGUCAGAGCUAUAAGAAUUCUUUUUAUUUCUUCAACAGGACAGGGGAAAAAAAUCUCCAAAUAUUCUGCUCUGUCACAGGCGACAGUGAUACGAUUUAGACAGAACAGACGUGACUCCAAACAAAACCUCUCUCUGUGCUAACAGAGAGUCACACAUAUUGGAGGCUUUCUGUACCGUGGGUAUCACCUUAACAGUCUGCACUGGGGCUGUGUAAAUGGUUCUGACUUUUAAUGGUGACCUUUUGCUCCCCAAGCAGGAAGAAUGGAGAACUAGAAUCCCAAACCAUUCAACUUCUUCUCUGCAUUGCUUCUCACCUAAUAAUCUUCAGUUACCCAGCCCGGAAUCAAGGAUGAAAAGGGGGCGGGGGGUAUGGGAUACACUAGUUGUGUGGGAUCCUUAGUAAUCUCUAAUUUGAAAUAUCUUUCUCUCUCAGAUUCUGGUUGAUUUCCUAGUGGAGAGUUUCAGCCCGCAUUAAUUUCUCUCCCCUCCCUCCCUCCUGUUUUUUUCUGUAUUCUACUUUGUAUUUUUAAUUAAUGUAUGUAUUCUGUGUCCUAUUGUAAAUAAAUAUUCCAUCGUCCUGUU